AGUUUAUUGCAUCACCCACGAAGCAUAGAGCUUCGUUGCAUCACCUGUCAAGUUGUGUCGUCGUCGUGUUAAUGCAACGUGCGAUUUACGAUAAAUAGUGUCUAUCCUACGAUAUAUGCCUACGAUUUAUCGGAUAUAAAAACAAUUUCUAAAUCUUAGAAAAAUAUCAAAAUAAUCUCGAAAGUUUUAGAUGGCGCCCAAAAAUAAAGAAAACAAUUCUGGUAACAAGAAGAAAAAACAAGUUUCUGAAGAAGAAGAUGACGAAGAUUAUAGAAGGCGCCGUGAUAGAAAUAAUCAGGCUGUAAAACGAUCAAGAGUUAAAAGUAAAUUACGCACGCAACAGACUCUUGAACGUGUAAAUCAACUUAAAAGAGAAAAUGAGCUAUUAGAAGAGAAAAUAAAAAUGCUUACGAAAGAAUUGGGGUUCCUUAAGGAUCUUUUCCUUGCUCAUGCUGGUUCCAGUCAACAUUCAAUCAAUUUACAGGAUAUAGAUUUAAAUACUCUCUUGGCGGAAGAUACAAAACCUCUAGACUUGCCUAAAACAACAGCUGAGCUGUAAUUCAACAUUUGUUCCACGUGAAAGAAAUAACGUGGAUUUGAUAGAAAUUGAAGGAAAACUUACUUUAGCUCGUAUCAAGUCCAAAGUUGGAAAUCUUGGAAAGAUGCCAACUUGGAAUCAAUUCCAAAAAUUGUAAGAGCUAAAUAAUCUCAUCUAGCUUGCGCGUCAAGCAGCAUGAUUGAGAAGAUUAGAUAAACGAUAUCAGAUAAAUGUUUCUUUAAAUCUAAGAAGACAUAAGCAUGAUAAAUGGCAUCAUAUGACAACGAGGAGAACCAGAAAGUUGUCGAGAAUAAAAACGACUUGCGCAGGUCUAAUUUAAUUAUAUAAAACUGAAAUGGUAGAGAAAGAAUUUGCUCAAUGAUAUCACAGAGAAAAUGCAAUAAUAUAAUGACCAUGCUUAUAUUAAAUAUAUGCCUUCAAAAUUAUGUAAGAGGUUUGUCCAAAAAGUAUUCGAUUUGCGAGUAUUUCUUUUUAAUGUAUGUUCCCACAAAAAACGAGUAUCAAUCAUUUAGGGACAACUUUUAUGAGUUCGUACCAUCUCAAAAGCACAGCUCUGCUAAUUUUUUCUCAACAAAUUUUGGAUAGAUAGUUAAGUAAGUAUAGUAAACCGAUAACGUCGCAAGAAAAAGCGUAAAUGAACUUACUUUCUAAGUAAUUAACUUUUUAAUUAUGAAUCUCAGCAAUAAGAGAGUUUAGAUAGAAGACUAACAAACAAUCAGGGAUAGUUAAGACCGAGCUUACAAUUAGACCAGAUAUUUUCCCUCUCUUAUUGCUUAUACGCGUGCAUAUACACAUAUAAACACUAUGGACUCCAGUACUAAUAUAUUAUAACAUUGCUCGAAUGAAUCGAGUAACGAAUUUUUAUCUUUAGAAAGUAAAAAACAAGUAUUAUUUUAUUCGUAAGUCGAAUAUUUUCUGGACAGAUCUGACGUCUGUAUAGUCCAAUGUAACGUAAAAUAUUGGGCAAGAAAUUUCUAGAGAUAACAUGGUAGAGGAAAUAAUAAAAAAGUAUUUAAAAUUAUUUUGUUAGAAUAAAUUUAAAAAAUUUUCUAUUUCAAAUUUUAUGAGAUCAUUAGAUUUAUACAAAACAAAAUAAAAGAAACAUUCCAAUAGUAACAUGCCUUCCAUAUGACUUUUUAUUUUAUUAUAAAAAAAAAUAGAAACUGAAUUAUGUAUAUAUUUGUUUGCUUUAGAAAUAUGCGAUUAUAGAAAAAAACUUCAUUUAUACGAACAUUCAAUAAAAAUGAUAUUCUUUCGUGAAAUACAUAUUGAUUGUGCAUAAACGUU
This is a messenger RNA of Polistes canadensis, 1846 nucleotides long. It is a transcript of the gene Irbp18, whose product is annotated as CCAAT/enhancer-binding protein gamma. NCBI's taxonomy places the organism in Eukaryota, Metazoa, Arthropoda, Insecta, Hymenoptera, Vespidae. The coding region runs from base 191 to 559 and encodes 122 amino acids. The record is from RefSeq and is a predicted model, not a curated record. The transcript is spliced from 4 exons. Gene Ontology annotation, biological process: DNA-templated transcription; regulation of transcription by RNA polymerase II. Gene Ontology annotation, molecular function: DNA-binding transcription factor activity, RNA polymerase II-specific; RNA polymerase II cis-regulatory region sequence-specific DNA binding.